UACUUUUUCCAACAUUAGUUUAUAUAUGCAUAUUUCUCUGUAUUCAUUAUAUUGUUUCUUAUGGCACAGUCAUAUUUCAUUUCCCUAGCACAAUUUGUUCAAUUAUCCUCUUAUCUAUGCUUUAUAUUUUAACUACAAUUUAUCCAUUGUACCUAAAAUAUAUUUCAAAGAAAUGAAAUGUAUCAUCCCCAUAUGAGCAAUAGGGUAGAUACUACUUAACCAUUUUAAAGAUAAGAAAUAGAAACAGUCUCCAAUGGAUUUGUCUAAGUUUAAAAUCAGCAACAUUUUUUAUAACUUUAUAUUUUAACAACUCAAUUAAACUUUCUCUUCUUGAGGGAAAGGAGUGUGAAGGAUAUAAAGAAAUAUACUGUAUCACAUGUAGAACUUUUCAGUUUAGUUGAGAGAUUUUGUUUAUUACAAACUCAAAUCUGUUUACACUCCAAGUAGCUGAGCUGUAAGGAGCUGAAGCAAAGUACUGUAACCUCAGCAUAUGAGGCUCGGUGGAUGAUUUCCCCUAGGCAAAUACUACCAUCUUGCUAAUAACAAGGGACAAGACUAUGUGGUUUUUCAUUUAGUGUAAGGCCAUUUUAGAUGCAGCUGUAGGCUUAAUUUAUUUUUUCUUUCUUUUUUUUUUUAAACAACUUAUUUCCUCCUCUGUUAUCGUGCAAUUGUGAGUCAUUUAGGGAGGAAGCUCUACCCCUUAAAGAGUUCAGAGGUAAUAACUGUAUUUGAAAGGAUGUAGGAAGGUUGUACCUUGGCCAUAGUGGUAGCCUGCACUACUAUCUUUAGAAGAUGGCAUUGAAUAUAGGCCAGGCAGUGUUUAUACAUAAAUUCAAAGACUCACAGGAUAGAGAUGAAUGGUCCUUAGAAAUUGGUUAUCAAAGCUAGGGCGUUAAAGAAUUGUAUCCAACCUUUAUUUUACAGAUCGGGUCAUUGAGGCUUAGGGAGGAAAUAGGGAAUUUUCAGUGUCCUUCACAAUUAUCUGCCCAUAAAAGGUGCCUAACAACGUCUGGAGAAUCGAAAACAAGUUUUCCAGUCCACUUUCCGAUCUUCUGGAAAAGUAGUUGGGCAGGAAACCUGGCGCCAGGAAAGCUUGUGUUUUUAUCCCAGCUCCUUCAGUCCCUCUCCAAGCUGGGAGCCAGUCCCAUCCUCCAUUCAGGUGAGAGUUAUGGAAGGCCCCGCAGUGAUGGGGGGAGGGGGAAGGCGGGAGAGAUGGCGCACUGAGGGGGAGGGCACUUCGGCGCCCCUUCCCAGCAUUGCCCUCCCAGCAUCCCUCAGACCCAACCCGCCCCAUAAUCUAGUUCCCCAAUCUCGCGAGACUCCGCUCAGCUUCUUCCUCAGGUUUACCUACCCCCACUCCUACUUCCGUCCUUUACAACCGGGGUUAGACCGAGACGGACAGUCUGAGCCCUCAUUACUGCUGGGGAAUGUAGUUCUGGCCAUUUAAAAUUCGUAGGCUCUUCCGGAGCGAGAAUGCCCGAUAGGCGGCCAAAGACUACAACUCCCAGCAGUUCUUGAGGUUUGUUUUUGUUCAAAAAACCCCAUCCCCCUCCUACCCGCCCCCAAUUCCUUGCAGAGACACACAUAUACAUAACAGACACAUAGACACACAUAGACACACAUAGACACGCACACACACGCAUACACACACGGUCGCGCUCUCUCUCACACGCACACCUACUCACCAACUCACCAGGACGAAGGAAAGCCGCUGUCCCAUUCCCCACUCACUUUCCCUCACUUACCCCCAACCGCGGCGGUUCCGCAAGGAGGCCCAAGGCCUGAACUGGGGAAAGCGGCGCGCGACGGCGGCGGCGGCGGCGGUGGCGGCGGCGGCGGCGGGGCGGGGCGGACGCCAAAGCCGUGACCUCUGACCCCGUUGUUAUGUGGGUCCGCCGCAUUCCUUAGUGAUCGCGGGGCCGCUGCCGCCGCUGUGGUAACGGGCGCAUCCGGGGCGCGUGGAACGACCGCCUCCGUCUCCUCUGCCACCACUAUCUCCACCCGAACUCUUCCUUCAUCUUCUCACGUCCCCUGCCCUAGGCUCGGGCCUCGCGCCGCCGCCACGCGCCCCCAGCCGCCGGCCUCAGUCCCAACGCCGCCCGGCCCCUCGUGCCCCGUGCCCACCCGGUCCGCGAGGAGGCCCCGCGUGCCGCCGCCCCCGCCAAGGAAGAGGAGGAGGAGGAGGAGGAGGAUGAAGGACAAACAGAAGAGGAAGAAGGAGCGCACGUGGGCUGAGGCCGCCCGCUUGGUAUUAGAAAACUACUCCGAUGCUCCAAUGACCCCAAAACAGAUUCUGCAAGUCAUCGAAGCGGAAGGAUUAAAGGAAAUGAGUGGGACAUCCCCCUUGGCUUGCCUCAAUGCUAUGCUUCAUUCCAAUUCUCGAGGUGGUGAGGGACUCUUUUACAAACUUCCUGGACGAAUAAGCCUUUUUACACUCAAGAAGGAUGCCCUGCAGUGGUCUAGAAAUCCAUCUGUGCCUGAGGGAGAAGAGCUGGAGGAUACAGCAGAUGUAGAAAGCUGUGGAUCCAAUGAAGCCAGCACUGUGAGUGGUGAUAAUGAUGUAUCUCUUGAUGAAACCUCUUCCAAUGCCUCCUGUUCUACAGAGUCUCAAGGUAGAACUAUCUCUACUCCCAGGGAGACAUACAGAGCUGCUUCACAGACAAGCAAACCGAAGAAAAAGACUGGGGUGAUGCUACCUCGAGUUGUCCUGACCCCUCUGAAAGUAAAUGGUGCACACAUGGAAUCUGCAUCAGGAUUUUCUGGACGACAUGCUGAUGGAGAGAGCAGCAGCACAUCUAGCAGCAGUUGUAGCUCCCUGGCUCUGUGUAGCACUGCCAUUCGAAAUCGGGUGGAAAUUACCCGUGAUCCUCCCCAGAUCUUACGAGGUAUCCGGAAACCAGCAACAGGACAAAUGAAACGCAACAGAGGAGAGGAGAUAGAUUUUGAGACACCUGGUUCUAUCCUUGUCAACACAAAUCUUCGUGCCCUGAUAAAUUCUCGAACCUUCAAUGCCCUUCCUUCACAUUUCCAGCAACAACUCCUCUUCCUCCUGCCUGAGGUGGACAGACAGGUUGGGACAGAUGGCCUAAUGCGACUCAGCAGCAGUGCUCUGAAUAAUGAGUUUUUCACCCAUGCGGCUCAGAGUUGGCGGGAACGCUUGGCUGAUGGUGAAUUCACUCAUGAGAUGCAAGUCAGAAUACGACAGGAAAUGGAGAAAGAAAAGAAGAUAGAACAAUGGAAAGAAAAAUUCUUUGAAGAUUACUAUGGACAAAAGUUGGGUUUGACCAGAGAAGAAGCCCUGCAGCAGAAUUCUAGCCAGGAGGAAGCUGAACUCAAGGGUGGCAUGUGCGUUCCAGGGGAAGCAGUGCGACCGCAACGUAGUCCCGCUACACGUCAGCGGGAUGGCCACUUCAAGAAACGUUCUAGGCCAGACCUUCGCUGCAGAGCCAGAAGAAGUCUGUAUAAGAAACACGAACCUGAACAAACAGAAACCACUAAAGAGACAACACCUGUGGUAGCAGAUUCCUCCCAUUAUAAAGAAGAAAAGGCUGAAACAGAUUUGACAGAAGGAAGCGGUUCAUGUCUGCCUGGUGUGUCCUCCGUGGAAUUAAAACCAGAUGUCCCAGAAACACCAAUUGUGACCAUGACUGCCAGGAUCCAAAAUAGUUCAGAGGUCCUGGCCUUAGCCUCCACUUCUCUCAGCAGAAUUCCUAGCUUGCCCCAGGAGAAUACUGACCAGGAGGCAAAGGACCAGAAACGGAAGUCCUUCGAGCAGGCAGCUGCUUCCUCCUUUCCCGAAAAGAAGCCCCGGCUUGAAGAUCGUCAGUCCUUUCGUAACACAAUUGAAAGUGUUCACCCCGAAAAGCCGCAGCCUACUAAAGAGGAGCCCAAAGUCCCGCCCAUCCGGAUUCAACUUUCACGUAUCAAACCGCCCUGGGUGGUUAAAGGUCAGCCCGCUUACCAGAUAUGCCCCCGGAUUGUCCCCAACACAGAACACUCCAGCCGGGGCAGAACUGGUGCCAGAACUCUCGCAGACAUUAAGGCCCGCGCUCUGCAAGCCCGAGCCCAGAGAGAAGCUGCCACAGCCUCCAUCGGAGGUGGGGGUGGGCCAGGGGGAGGUGGUGGAGGGAACACCGAUGAAGGAGGCGGUGGAGGUGAGACUAGUGACCGUCCCGAGCACAGGGGAGCCAAGAGGACUCACGGAAGGUGUGCGCCAAAUAUACAACGAACACAACUAUUGCCGCCUGGUCAUGUCAUAGAUGGGGAACAAGCUGUGUUAGAGACUCCUGAAGGUGACUGGCUGCUGUCUGGGAAAGACGACUUGUCCUCUCUUCCCAUGGGAGAAGAAGGCUGCAUGUUUCAGAGAGUUGCUGGCAUUCUCACAAGUGAGUCAGAAGAGGCUCUGCCACCUCUCACUAUUGUUUCUCAUGACCAGCCAAAUGAUGCUGUGGUGCAGCCAUCUUCUGACACCCUAGUUCAUGACAGGUUGAAUGAGAAGCCUGAUUUGCCUACUGAUGUAAGGACUGAACAUGAGUCUUGUACCACUUCUCAGAAAGGGAAGAGUGAAGAACAGGGACAGACAGUUCUCUCAGAGAAUGAUUCUAUUCAGUCUCAGAUAGGAGAAGCUGUCUUAGAAAAGGCUGACCAGGCCCAAAGUUUGGACUCUAAUUCCACUGUGAAGGACUCUAUACAUUCAUUGGUACCCAGUGUAAUCCCUGAUUUGUUAUUGGAUGAAAGGCAGCAAGAUGGAUUGUUGAAUGAGGUAGGACUUAAUGACCCAAAUCCACCCACAGAGGAAAGCAGCGCUGGCCAAGAGAACUCGAAAGAUGAAGAAGCUCUUGUUGCUGACAGUGUAACUUCUUGGUUAUCUGACUCAUCCAAUGUCCAGACAGUACAACAGCAAGAGCUGGACUGUAGGGAAAGCACCUCAACUAUUGAACUGCACAAUGGAAGUGACCCAAAGAACAAGGUUACUUCUCAAACAUUGGAUUUACUCAGUUGCCACCCUGCUACCCGAGAUAGCAUUAAUCCUUCUGAUAAUCUUCCUCAACUUUGGGAACUCUCCACACAAAGAGAUAUGGAUAAUGUCUGUAAACAGAUUGAAGAAGUUCAGACAAUUAAAAUUAAUGGAGAUUGUGAAGCACUGAGUACUCACAGUGAGUCAACAGACACAGCCUCUGACUUGGAAGCUGAGCUGACUGAAGACAGUGCAGAGAUAGAUCCAGAUCCGGGCCUCCAACCCAGUGCUGGGCAAGCUGUUGUUGGGCAAGAAUCUUCAUUUGUGAGCGUGGCUGAGAAACAGGAUUGGAAUCAAUCUGACUCUUCUUUAAAAAUUAACGGAGAGCCGUGCAAGGCAGACUUGCUUUCAGUAACUGCAGUGGACAAAAGACUUGAGCUUCAAAGCUGGGUGUCUCAUGUAUCUGUUCCUCUGAAGCCCACUGAGUCUUUACCACAAGUCAGUUCUGAAAAACAACCAGGGUCUCCAUGCCUUGCCCAUACGAUGUCAUCAGCUGAGGCCAAUAAUCCACUGGUGAUGCAGUUGCUACAGGGCAACUUGACCUUGGAGAAGGUACUGCCAGCAGCACAUGAUACUACCAAAUUGGAAGCUACACAGUCAUUAUCUGAAAACAUGGAGCAGAGUAGCAAUGGUUCUUUUGGAGAAUCUGCUCAUGAUCCUGAGACAGAUGGGAAUGUUGCCCGGCGAAAUAGCUCUAGCUCUAGUCCCCCAAGGGCUUUAAGGGAUCUGCUUCCACAGGAAUGCCAUAAUCCUGGGGCAGUGUUUCCUAAGCCCAAGGGUAUGCAGGCUGUUCCUAACACUCCCCCAAAGAUCUCCAAGGUUGUCCCUGAUGCAGGCUCCCCACAGCCAUCAACAAAUCUGGUAGGAUCUUCUGGGAAAGUGGAAGAAAUGGAGUCCAAAGAAAAAUACUCUUCCUGCAGUUUUGAAGAGCAAAAAGACUUGACUGUAUCCCCCAGUCUGCCACAACACAAUAAUGUAGAUUCAGCCCUGGGUAGAAGUCCAGGAAAGCAAACUACCCCGAGGAUACCUCGGUUCUUGUCUCCAAAUGUGAUCUCCAUUGGUCCCAAUCAAAUCUCUGGGGCCCCAGUGGACAAAACCUAUGUUGGUGGACAAGGAAAAAAGCUUUUUGGCUCUGGAUUCCUUGGGAACACAGCUGUGGCCCUGAAUCAUUCCAGGUCAGUGGAACCACUGCCUCCCAACAUCCCUAACGUGGAGCCUGCUUUUCCUAGUAAGAAACCAGGCCUAAGCAAAAGCACAGUAUCUGGAGGAGGAGGAGGAGAAGAAGGAGGAGGAGGAGGAGGAGAAGGAGGAGGAGGAGGAGUCCAGACAUCAAGAGCAGAAUGGUCCUCAAAGCAACCCCCCAGCUCUUUUAACAGCAUCAAGAAUGAGAAUGUGCUGGCCUGUGGGGAUGACCCUCCUAAGAGUAAUGCAGAGAACAGGAAAGCCAUUGGCCACAAACCUUUUGAACUCAUGGAGCAUUUUCAAGGGAUGCCCCUUGUCAUGGAUUUGCCAUUCUUCAAGCUCCCCAGAGAACCUGGAAAAGGGCUCAAUCAGCCAUUAGAACCUUCUUCCAUCCCCUCCCAGCUCAAUAUCAAGCAGGCAUUUUAUGGGAAGCUUUCUAAGCUGCAGUUGAAUUCUACCAGUUUUAAUUAUUCAUCUAGCACACCAGCCUUUCCCAGAAGCCUAGCUGGGAGUGUGAUGCAGCUUAGCCACAAAGCAAACUUUGCUGCAAACCACAGUGCAUCACUCUCUGUGCAAAUGUUCACCGAUAGCAGCAACAUGGAAGAAAUCUCACUCAAAUGCUCCUGUAGCCUAAAAGCUAUGAUUAUGUGUAAAGGAUGUGGGGCAUUUUGUCACGAUGACUGUAUAGGACCCUCAAAGCUUUGUGUAUUGUGCCUUGUGGUGAGAUAAUAAAUUAUGGCCAUGGAAAAAAUGUAUAUUUAGUGUGUGUAUUUUGAUAAUGAUCUGAAAUCUGUACACAAGAAAAUAUUAUUUGUUAUAAUAGAGACAAUAUUACACUGAGCAGGAAGCACUCCUAUUUCCCCUCCCCCCAAGUCUACAACACUCGAGUCUUCUGUUCACUGAGCUUCUCGGGUUUGCAGAAGAUCAUCUCUUACUGAAGGGGGUUUUUUCUAACUCAACACCAUUAUAGAGACUUUGUUGCACCUCCCAAGUCUAACCCCUGAAUCUGAGAGGCUGUCUGCCUUCCAGUGGGUCCUUUGUAAGAGCCACUUGACCUUCAACAGAACUGGUAAGAGGAGCUAGAAGUCUGAGUUCUCUACGAGGGGCCGAGUUAGGUUAGGAGCUUCCUUGCUCAAACAGAACAAUUUCAGUCUUCCACUUGAUUCUUCUUGCCACCUGUUUUUCUGCUACUUUGCAACAAGUCAGCAUUUUCCUCCCCAACUGACUGCCCUCCCUCCCACUCUCCUAAGUGAAGGGAGAAUCUUUGAGCUCCUCAGAGCCGAGUGAGAUUGCAGUAGCUCAGCCCUGCCAAGCAGGGCUAUUGACCCACGUUUAGGUGAUUGCUUAGAUGGAGCCAUUUUGACCCUGGGGAAUUUCAACAUGAGUAAUUCCUGCCUUCCGCUCCUGAGAAGCCAAUUUGGAAGUUUUCCUGCCUUGACAUCUCUCACCGGAAUGAAAGAAUCCUAGACCUGUUGGAAUUAUGGGUUUGGAAUUGGGAGGGAAGGGAGCCAGUUUUCUUGUUGAAAGACCACACACUGCUGCUGUCUCAAGACCCUGCAACUCAGGAGUUCAGUAGUGGGGCAAGUGACUUUCCACCUCAGAGACCUUCUCCAGACCAUUUUGGACUCGCUGUGAGUCGGCAGCUGUGUACGUGAAAGUCAUUUUACAGUUCAAAGCAGUGUGUGUUUCUUAUUUUUAUAUUUUUAACUCUUUAUUCUUGGAUGUAUAAAGUGAAAUAUUUGGCUCUUGUAAGUAUACUCUAUGCAUCUCUAAUGUUUUAUCAUGUAUUUAUAUGUUGUACACAGUACUGGCCAAUUCUGUAAAUGGAUGUAUUGUACAUAGAACAUAAAGGUCUGUUCCCUUAUUUUCAGUCUUCAGCAGUAUUGCAUUCAAAUGGUGUUAGUUACUAAUUUACAUCUGUAGUCAGAGCCACUGUAUUCUGGUCCAUCCGAUGUGAGGGUGGGCUCAAGGAGGUUUUUCCUGUCAGAUCCGCCAGGCUCUCUCUCACAGAGGUAACUGUGGGUAGGCUGACUGCAGGUGCAAUUUCAAGGUCAACCUGCCUACACCUUGCCGAACAAAUACAUUUUGCUCCUUUGCGCCUUCUUUUUAAAGGUCUAAAUUCUGCAGCUGGGGCUUUUCGCUGCCACAUCGUAGCAGAUCUCCAGGAACAUUUACAAGGAGGUGCCCUUUGUCACGGACAGUAUUAAUUGCUGUGGGGCCUCCUCACAUGUUCCUCGGCAGCACGAGGAGUGUCCUCAUGGGUUUGAAUUCAGUGUAGUGAACUAACUAACUGUAAGGGAGCCCAGCAAGCCUGACCGUCUUGGAAAAUGUGGUCGUGUGGGUUGGUUUGGCCUGACUUUGGAUGGUAGAAUUGGGAAGAUAAAAGAGUAUAAUGUUGGUUUUCCUCCCCAGCCAAUUUUUAGUGAGUAGGCUCAUCUGUCGCUCUUCAUGCUCUAUCCCCUCUCCUCUUCCCUCUUCCUCCCUUUCUUGUAUCCUUUCUUGUUACAUACUUGAUUCUCCUGUUUAAUUUUUAAUUUCCCCAUGUGAGUGCUUCUGUAAGAAGUAUACAAUUUGUAUGGCAACAGUGCAUUUCAUUGAAUUCAGUCAGGAUCAUUCACUUGCCCCUUCUUCUCUGGCCUCUCCCCUCCCUCACCCACUUCUUCCCUUUAAAUUCAUUGUGGCAACUUUGUGAUAUGAAGUAUGAGAGAGAACAAAGUGGUGAUUUGAAAUGCGGUAUUGGCAAGUCGGUGACAAUUUCAAAAGCCUGUUUACCAAAGAUAGGGAGCAGAGAGCCCAAGCCCUUUUUUGAGCCUCCUCUUCCUUCUUCGCUGUGUCCUUUGGGGCCACUAUAGUGUACAGUUUGAAACUGGUCUGGUCUGCAGAGCUGUCCAGAGAAAGCACUGCUCUUGUAUGUCCCUUGUGGUAUUGGAAAAAAAUAAACUUUCUGUAAAAUCUG
Messenger RNA from Antechinus flavipes (yellow-footed antechinus), 9155 nucleotides. RefSeq names its product ASXL transcriptional regulator 1 (gene ASXL1). Gene Ontology annotation, biological process: positive regulation of transcription by RNA polymerase II; animal organ morphogenesis. NCBI's taxonomy places the organism in Eukaryota, Metazoa, Chordata, Mammalia, Dasyuromorphia, Dasyuridae. The transcript is spliced from 12 exons. The coding region runs from base 2192 to 6928 and encodes 1578 amino acids. Gene Ontology annotation, cellular component: PR-DUB complex. Gene Ontology annotation, molecular function: DNA binding; peroxisome proliferator activated receptor binding; chromatin binding. The record is from RefSeq and is a predicted model, not a curated record.